Molecule: messenger RNA, 1356 nt
Organism: Dissoconium aciculare CBS 342.82
Lineage: Eukaryota; Fungi; Ascomycota; Dothideomycetes; Mycosphaerellales; Dissoconiaceae
Exons: 2
Coding region: 1-1356 (451 amino acids)
Biological process (GO): rRNA base methylation
Cellular component (GO): nucleus
Molecular function (GO): 23S rRNA (adenine(1618)-N(6))-methyltransferase activity
Source: RefSeq, a predicted model, not a curated record
AUGGAUGGACAAACCGAAAACACAAAGACUCCAACCUCUAGAGAGCGACCUUACUAUGCUCGUAAUAUAGAAUUCUACCACCUAGCCAGCCGCGAUGCCGACUUUCGCGUUGCGCUAAAGGCGGCCAGCAAAGAUGGCUUCAUCGAUUUUCAAGACGAGGGUUUUGUACUACAGUUGACCAAGUCAUUGCUAAAGGCUGAUUUCGGCCUCACAAUCGAGAUGCCAUCCGAUCGACUUUGUCCACCUGUUCCUGUUCGCUGGAAUUACAUACGCUGGUUGCAGGAUCUGAUCGACAACAGCGGACCUUGGUCCGAUACCAAUGACAUCUCAAUUUUAGACGUCAACGAGCCACGUCGCCGAGUGACAGGCCUGGACAUCGGCGUUGGUGCGUCCUGUAUAUACAGCCUUCUCGCAUGUGCCAGUCGACCAAAUUGGCACAUGUAUGGUACUGACAUUGAUGAGCAUUCGCUGGGCUUUGCCAGAGCCAACGUCUCCGCAAAUGGACUCUUGCACCGCAUCACGUUGUUGAAAACCACAUCGUCUGGUCCACUCAUCCCGUUGGAAGGAUUGGAGGUGUCGGGCCUCGAUUUUGUCAUGACCAACCCGCCGUUCUAUUCUUCAAGUGAGGAUAUGAAAGCAUCGUACGCUGGCAAAAAUAUUACACCCUCUGCGGUCUGUCUCGGUGCUGAGAACGAGAUGAUCUGCCCUGGCGGCGAUUUGGGCUUUGCCAUGCGAAUCUUUGGCGAAAGCCUGCAGCUCCGGGAACGAGUGCAGUGGUUCUCCGUCAUGUUUGGGAGGCUGAAGUCAGCAGAGACAUUUGUUACACAUCUCAAGACGUCCGCAGUGACAAAUUUUGCUGCGUCUGAUCUGCAGGCCGGGUUCAAAACGAAACGAUGGGUGAUAGCAUGGAGUCACCAGGGUUUCAGACCGCGGAAUGAUGUGUCACGUCAUGGCGAGCUGGUACGAAGCAUAAUGCCAGACGUUUCGGUUCAGACCAUUACAUUACCACGGCAGGACGCGAAGUGGGCAGGAAAGAUUGUGAACGACAUCAUGAACGGACUCAACCUAGUGUGGCAAUGGCAGCCGUUGCAUCAUGCCGGUGCCAUGUGUUGCAAUCGGGACGUCUGGUCGAGAUCGGCCCGGAGGAAGAGGAAGUUCGACGAGACACAGAGCGUGGUCAACCCGGCUGGGCCGGAGGCAUCAGAGGUCGCGCUUGCUGUGAUUAUCGCGUGCAAGGACGAAGCCGUGGAGGUGCGCUGGCUGCGAGGUCGGGACCGACUGAUCUUCGAGAGCUUCUGUGGCAAGUUGAAAAGAGCUAUGGGAGACCGGUUGAAAGUACUACAUGAGGCAGCAUGA